Messenger RNA from Lentinula edodes (shiitake mushroom), 1725 nucleotides. RefSeq names its product 40S ribosomal protein S7. Gene Ontology annotation, molecular function: structural constituent of ribosome; Hsp90 protein binding. Gene Ontology annotation, cellular component: ribosome. The record is from RefSeq and is a predicted model, not a curated record. Lineage: Eukaryota; Fungi; Basidiomycota; Agaricomycetes; Agaricales; Omphalotaceae. The transcript is spliced from 7 exons. Gene Ontology annotation, biological process: translation. The coding region runs from base 1 to 1725 and encodes 574 amino acids.
AUGUCGGGACCACAACCUUUAACUUCUGAUGAUCUCCAAGCAAAAUUGGACUCCUUUGAUUCGAUCCCUCUGUUUAUGAGAUCGCUCCCUGAUGAUCAUCCAGUCGAAAAUUCUACCCUGGCAGCUUUGCAGAGUCUCGCACACGAAGGAACACCGGAUGAAAUUGCGGAAAAUUUCAAGGAGCAAGGGAAUGACUACUUCAAAGGGAAACGAUACCGUGAUGCAAUUGGAUUUUACACGCAAGGAAUAGACGCGAAACCCGACAACUCUUCUCUGUUGGAGGCUCUGCUGUGUAAUCGUGCAGCAUGCAACUUGGCGCUCAAGAAUUACGGGUCUGUCCUGCGGGACUGCUCAAAAGCUCUUAGCCUAAACCCCAAGUCAUUAAAAGCGUAUUAUCGAUCAGCGAUGGCUCUCGUGGCUUUAGACAGACUGGAAGAAGCGAUUGAUUGCUGUACUCGCUGCCUUGAGUUUGACAAAGACAACAAGGGCGUACUGGGUGUCCUGGAACACGCUGCAAAGUCAAAAGCGACAAAAGACAAGGUGGACCUGGAACGGAAGGAGAAACUCCGACAAGAACUUCUGGCAAAGGCGAAAUUAGAUAAUGCCUUCAAGGAGCGAAAUAUAUUCGUUCUACCCAAAGCAGAUGGGUCUCAAAACCCUUAUGUCCCCCGUUUCGAUCCCGAAGAUUUUUCUGGGAACACUCUUAUCUUUCCUGUCUUUUUUCUCUAUCCACAAUACGCCACUUCGGAUGUCAUACCAGGGUACGUUGAGGACACACCGUUCUUUACACACCUGGAAAUCAUGUUCAAUCCGGCCCCCGAAUGGGACACAAAGCGUCAAUACAAGGCUGAGAACCUCGUGGUGUACGCGAUUACGCGACGGAAGCGAUUAUUGAAGGUAGGGAAGAAAAUGUCGUUGAGGAAUGUCUUCAAUGCAUCAAAGGGGAAAGAGGGCGAUCCUCCGGAUGGUCUAGAAUUGAAGGACAACUGUCUUACCUUCGUAGUUCUUCCCAAGGGAGAGGUGGAUAUAAAGUGGGUUUGGCGGAAGAGGCUGGAUUGGAUGUUGAGGAAAUGGAUGUACAGUUUGGAACUCAGAAUGUUGAUUCGGAAUCUUGUUUCAUUAGGGCCCCUCAAGAUGUCCGUCAACCACAAGAUUCUCCGUACUGCCAACGCUCCCCCAACGCCCCCAGAUGAGAUGGAAAUCAGCGUCGCUCAGGCCAUUAUCGACCUCGAGAAUAACGUUCCCGACCUGAAGACUGACCUUCGGCCUCUGCAAAUCUCCGCUGCCCGUGAAGUCGAUGUUCGAGGUGGUAAAAAGGCCAUCGUAAUCUUCGUUCCGGUUCCCCAGUUGAAAGCCUUCCACAAAGUGCAGCAGAGGCUCACUCGUGAACUGGAGAAGAAAUUCUCCGACCGACACGUCGUUUUCGUUGCUCAGCGCAGGAUGCUGCGCAAGCCUACCCGUAACUCUCGGGUCCAGCAAAAGCGACCUCGCAGCCGUACACUGACUAAUGUCCAUGAAAAGAUCCUUGAAGAUCUCGUUUUCCCCACUGAGAUUGUUGGAAAGCGCACCCGUGUCGCUGUUGACGGUUCCAAACUGCUAAAAGUCUUCCUUGACUCCAAGGAUGCAAAUGUAUUGGAGUACAAACUUGACUCGUUCUCAUCGGUGUAUCGCCGUCUGACAGGAAAGGAUGUUGUCUUCGAGUUCCCUGUGGUCGUACAGGAGUAG